AGCCGAGUCGAUUUGAACGCGAGCCUCCCCUUUCGUCAAACCCUUCCCUCACCAAUAUGCCAACUUCCCCUCCACCGUUUCGCACUAGAUCCCCACCUUCCUAGUCAUGGCCCCUUAUCUAGAUUUUACUUCUACGUAAUCCUCCUUUCUUCCUGCUUACCUAUUUACCGACCUAUCUAGAGUUAUCUUCUAUUUUUUAUGUAGUUUGUAUAUGCACCUGCGUGCAUAUACAAGUUUUUAUCCAAAUUUCUUGUGGUUUCUGUGAAUAAACUGGUCAAAAAGAAUUUUAUCUCAUCCUGUAUAUGUGCAUACGCAUUAUUAGAUCUAUCAAAUAGCAUUGUUCGCUUUAAUAUCUGACCAUAAUUUAUCUUUAAUCUAAAAAUAAUUCUAACGCAAGACGUGUAAGAAGCAGGGAAAACUCUUUGGUAGUUUUUUAAUUUCAUAUUUUACCGCUCGCGCAUAAUACCUUGCACACAACGAAUAGAAAUAAAUGGACAAUUCUGGAAACUUUAAUUCGCAAGAGGCAUUGAACGCAAUUGCUCCAGAAUUACGGGAACCAUCUAGGUUCAAUUUAUAAAAAUGCGACGAUAAAACCUAUAUACAUAAGAAUGGUGCAAUUAAAGCAUGCCGAUAAAUUUCAAACUAUUCGAUCGAAUUGAAUCGUACAAGUUCGUAGUUAAAUAUUAGUGGUUGGUAAAACGAGCGAAGAAAAUAACAGGAAAAAAGGAAAUAAGGUUUGUGUGGGAUAAAAGAUAUUUUUGGGAUAAAUUUGAAGAAAAUUUGGCUGUCUGGUUCAAGCAUGAAGAUAAAUGCUCGAUUGUUCGUCGUUUGCACAACUAUUUUGGCUCUUUUGAUUCGAACGGAAGCGGACAUCAAGAGAGAAUGCCGCAAACAGUCAAUGGUUUCAUGGGCGUCACUGAAAAAAUUAAAAGCCGGUAAUUUCGAUCAAGAUGCUGAUCCACGAUUGAAGUGUUAUCUAAGAUGCUUUAUGAUGAAAAAUGGUAUUCUCGAUAACAACGAUCAUUGGAUGGACUUGAGUAAAGUGCUUCAACAAUUACCAAGAUUUAUACAACAAUCCUCGUGGGAGAUAUUCCGAAGAUGCAAGUCCCUUCCUGGAGAUGAUUUCUGUGACAAGGCGUUUCAAGUUGCCAAAUGUUAUGUCAAAUUGCAACCAUCUAUUUUAAAUUUUAUUUCUUUAGUCUAAUUGUGGUUUUCAAUUUUGCAUAACGCCUGACAACUUCAAUUCAGAAAUGCAUGUAUAUAUGUAUUUUCAAUAAUAACCAUUUAAGGUACUCUAAUGCAAGAAAAUUGAAGAGGAUUAAAGUUAAAUCCAACGACGAUCACUUGUAAUAAAAAUAUUUCUGAAGGCAUAUAUAGAAACACAACAUAUAAAAUAUAAUUUUUGAAAAUUCUAUCAAAAUAUCUAUCGGAAAUAGAAUAAUCUUUGAAAUAAUUUUUGAAUCAGUGUUGUUCGCCGUAUAAUUAAAUUUCGGUUUCGCUAUAAGAAAUUCAUCUUUAGUUUCUUAAUAUCGUUAAUAACGCGUUAUUAGAUUCACGCGAGAUGCACCACCAUAGUGCCAUUAAGAAUCAUCCCAUUGGAAUGCAAUGUUAGUAUUUAUUUAAUUAUCAA
This is a messenger RNA of Polistes canadensis, 1630 nucleotides long. It is a transcript of the gene Obp9, whose product is annotated as general odorant-binding protein 56d-like. The coding region runs from base 800 to 1204 and encodes 134 amino acids. Lineage: Eukaryota; Metazoa; Arthropoda; Insecta; Hymenoptera; Vespidae. The transcript is spliced from 7 exons. Gene Ontology annotation, biological process: sensory perception of smell. The record is from RefSeq and is a predicted model, not a curated record. Gene Ontology annotation, molecular function: odorant binding.